Desarmillaria tabescens is the source of this 1091-nucleotide messenger RNA. RefSeq lists its product as uncharacterized. NCBI's taxonomy places the organism in Eukaryota, Fungi, Basidiomycota, Agaricomycetes, Agaricales, Physalacriaceae. Bases 184 to 915 code for a protein of 243 amino acids. The transcript has 4 exons. The record is from RefSeq and is a predicted model, not a curated record.
UUACCAGCUACGACCACAGGAUGCCUGGAGACCGCUCACCUAGACGGCGCUAUGACGAUCACAGCCCAGAACGUGGAAGGAGGGGGCGUGAGCACUCACCUCCACAUGCUCCCACCUACAGACGAAGUCGAAGUCGGAGCCCAAUAAACAAGCGGCGGAAAUACUCAAGGUCAACUUCUCGUGAUGGAAGGAGACCAGAUUCUCGGGACAGGAGACGGUCGACCUCUCGUGACCGGCGGAAGAGAGAAGGAAGGCCACGGAGAAAUAGGUCGUCGUCGUCAUCCAGUGCAUCUUCCGUUGACAAGAAGAGGAAGAAACGGCGGAAGGACAGCAAGGAACGACGAGAAAGAAAGGAACGGAAAAGGGAAAAGAAGGAACGCAAGAAGAAGAAAGCCGUGGUUCCUCAGUGGGGCAAAUACGGAAUCAUAUCUGAGAUUGAGUACGCGUUGUCGACUCGUCGUUUCACCAUUCGUUCACCAACGUUUCAGUAUAUUUUCCAAAGGCCCGGAAUUCCAUACAUGGCUUGUCGAAGAACGUAAGAUAAACCCUGAAACAAUUUCGAAGGAUCAGAGCAAGAAGGAAUUCGUGCGGUUCGUGGAAGAUUUCAAUACCGCAACGCUCCCCCAUGAGAAAUACUACAACAUGGAGGCAUACGAACGGCGCAUGUCUGCAUUGCGCUCGGGAGAGUUCGUUCCUCCAUCAGACGACAUGUAUGACCCUCAAGCCGACAUGAAGGCGAUCAGUGGCGCCCACAAGAAGAAACUGGUGGAGCGUGAGAGCUACAUGAGCCGUGAACAACUUAUGGAGCUGAGAAAAGUGCAGAAUGAACGAAUCGAGGCCGGUAAGAUGAAAUUACUGGGCAUGGAUAUAAAGCAAAACAUGGGAGUACGGAUGGAUGGGACAGCUUUUGAGUAAAUAAAUAGUAAUUUGUACCAAUACGUCACCGUAGCCGGUUCCAACUGGAACACAUGCAUAUGAUUAUAAUCCGCAAUUCGCCUCGACUACUCUUUCUUUCUCUACCACUACUACCAUGAACAAGAAAACCGACCUCCUUGUCCUUGGUGCAACAGGUAACAAAUUCCUGGGAUUUA